AUGAUGACAACCAAAACUCAUGCGGCUCUUAUAGCCAGCCCAGGUCUAGGACACCUAAUUCCCACAGUCGAAUUAGGCAAACGUCUUACCACUCACCACGGUUUCCACGUCACCAUCUUCGUCGUCACAACCGCCACCAAUUCCUCAAAAACAACAAAAUCACCUAUUCUUCAACAAACAUCCAACCUUAAUGGCUUGGACAUUAUUGUUACACCUCCUGUCGAUGUCUCCAACAAGCUUGACUCAAAAAACCCACCCUUAGUUUUAACAAUCGGUUUAACUAUGAUUGAAUCCCUUCCUUUUAUUCGAUCCAAAAUCUUAUCCAUGAAGUUUCCACCAUCGGUUCUUAUCGUGGACCUCUUCGGUACUAUAGCUUUACCCAUGGCACGUGAUCUACACAUGUCUACUUACGUUUUCUUUACCACCAACGCUUGGUUUAAUGCUGUUACCAUGUAUUUUCCUUUCAUCACUAACGAAGCGUUUUCAAGACAUGCUAAUAAUCACGAACCGCUUUUGAUUCCGGGAUGUGAACCGGUUCGGUUUGAUGAUACACUCGAAAUUUUUGUUUCUCCCUGCAGGCCUCUUCACGAAGGUUACGUUAACGCGGCAAGAGAUAUACUGUCCGUUGAUGGGAUUUUGAUGAACACGUGGAAGGAUCUGGAACCAGGAACUACUCAUGCUGUUAUUGAUAAUGAUAUUUUGGGACAGUUUGCAAAAGGACCGGUUUAUCCGGUUGGACCGAUUGUAAGAACUGUUGAACCGGUGGAGAAGAAGGAGGGACAAAGUGAGAAUUUUAUAUUCAGUUGGCUUGACCGGCAACCGGCUGAGUCGGUGAUUUACCUGUCAUUCGGGAGUGGUGGGACCAUGUCGGAAGUUCAGAUGAGAGAGUUGGCUCACGGGUUAGAGCUGAGUCAACAGAGGUUUGUUUGGGUGGUGCGGCAUCCCGCGCAAGGUGAUCCAUCGGCGGCGUUUUUCGACACGACCAAGGGUGGUGAUGAAAUGAUGGUGGAAGAUUACUUGCCGGAGGGGUUUGUGAGCAGGAUGAAGGAUGUGGGGAUUUGUGUCCCCUUCUGGGCCUCACAGGCUGGGAUUUUGAAACAUCCUGCGACGGGUGGUUUCGUGACGCACUGCGGUUGGAAUUCUGUGUUGGAGAGUAUCCUUAAUGGCGUUCCAAUGGUUGCGUGGCCGCUAUAUGCAGAGCAAAAGAUGAAUGCAACUAUGUUGUCCGAGGAGCUCGGGGUGGCGGUGCGGGCGACUGCGGCGGAGGGAGAGGUUAUUUUUAGGGAACAGAUAGCGGAUGUGAUUAGAAGAGUAAUGGUGGAUGAAGAAGGCAUAGCUAUGAGGAUUAAAGUUAAGGAGUAUAAGGUAAGUGGAGAGAAAGCUCUGUCUAUGUUUGGUUCUUCUCAUAAGUCGCUUUGUCAGAUGGCCAAAGACUGUAAAUUUCAUGAUCUCAAUCAAAGUUCUGAUGAGGUGAAAGCUAGGGGUGCUUAG
Molecule: messenger RNA, 1491 nt
Organism: Lathyrus sativus (Indian pea)
Lineage: Eukaryota; Viridiplantae; Streptophyta; Magnoliopsida; Fabales; Fabaceae
Source: the annotation of a GenBank genome assembly